AUGGUCGUUUGGAUACAGUUUUUAGGGCUGCCAGUGCAUUUUUAUCACAAGGAAUUACUUUUUAAUCUCAGCAAUCUUAUUGGGAGGUCCAUCAAGCUCGACUUCCAUACGCAACAUCAACACCGAGCCAAAUUUGCGCGUAUGACAGUGGAAGUGGACCUCUCAAGACUUUUGGUUCCCAUAAUUAGAUUGGAUGGUUGUUGGCAGAAGGUAGAAUAUGAAAAUCUGCCUAUUGUGUGUUUUGAAUGUGGCAGGGUGGGUCACACCAAUCUAUCAUGCCCUGCCCUUGAUCGGCGACAGGUGGGAGAGGGCACGACGGUGAGCCUUCCGGCAGGGGAUACUAUGACCGGCGUCACAACGCCGGAAACGAACUCGGGAUACGGCCCGUGGACGGUGGUCACGCGAAAAUCUCGGCGAAAUCAAAAGGGGUCGAACAAACAUGGAAGGUCUGAGGCAUAG
This is a messenger RNA of Linum trigynum, 459 nucleotides long. NCBI's taxonomy places the organism in Eukaryota, Viridiplantae, Streptophyta, Magnoliopsida, Malpighiales, Linaceae. The record is from the annotation of a GenBank genome assembly.